Messenger RNA from Piliocolobus tephrosceles (Ugandan red Colobus), 1538 nucleotides. RefSeq names its product RAD52 motif containing 1 (gene RDM1). The coding region runs from base 422 to 1276 and encodes 284 amino acids. The transcript is spliced from 7 exons. The record is from RefSeq and is a predicted model, not a curated record. Gene Ontology annotation, molecular function: RNA binding. NCBI's taxonomy places the organism in Eukaryota, Metazoa, Chordata, Mammalia, Primates, Cercopithecidae. Gene Ontology annotation, cellular component: nucleolus.
GAGUUAUACUUUUAUUUGCAAUUUCAAACUCUUAAAAAAACCUCUUGUCAAAAGAUUGCAUCUUUCAUGGUUAUUUCCCACAAGCUCAGUAGGUAGUGCUAAUACUUAGUACCCUAAUCUCCUUCAAGAGUGAAGAUGAAGCUGGCUGCUGUAAACAUGUCCCUACCCUUCCAUCCUGUCAGCCCAUUUUGGGACUCUACCCUAAACAUGCUUUGAACAGAAGCUCUGAACUCGGAUCUUGGGGCUGUGGCUGGAGGAGGGGAACAGACUCAGAGGCCGGCCCUAGGUAGGAGGGGCGAGGGAGCGAUCCGAGCGCCGGCCCCGCCCCUCGCAUGAGCCUCUUUUUAAAAAAGCGCGGGCGUGCCUUGCGCAGGCGCAGUGCUGGGGCGACGGUUAGCCGCGCAGGUGCGGUGGAGGGAGGAUGGCGGAGUUGGUUCCUUUUGCGGUUCCCAUCGAGAGUGACAAAACCUUGCUAGUGUGGGAACUGAGCUCCGGACCCACGGCCGAGGCUUUGCAUCAUUCUCUGUUCACAGCAUUUUCCAAGUUUGGCCUUCUAUAUUCAGUCCGGGUCUUCCCAAAUGCUGCAGUGGCCCAUCCUGGUUUUUAUGCCGUCAUUAAGUUUUAUUCAGCAAGGGCUGCCCGCAGAGCCCAAAAGGCAUGCGACCGGAAGCAGCUUUUUCAGAAAUCUCCAGUAAAGGUUCGUCUUGGCACCAGACAUAAGGCAGUUCAACAUCAAGCCCUUGCCCUGAACAGUUCCCGAUGCCAAGAACUGGCGAAUUACUACUUUGGUUUCAAUGGGUGGUCCAAAAGGAUCAUCAAGCUUCAGGAGCUUUCUGACCUUGAAGAAAGAGAAAAUGAAGAUAGCAUGGUGCCACUUCCAAAGCAAAGCCUGAAGUUCUUCUGUGCUUUAGAGGUGAUGUUGCCAGCCUAUGAUUGCAGGAGUCCUGGCGUUGGCUUGGUGGAGGAGCCUGUGGAUAAGGUGGAGGAAGGACCAUUAUCGUUCCUUAUGAAAAGGAAGACAGCCCAGAAGCUUGCUAUUCAGAAGGCUUUGUCAGACGCAUUCCAGAAACUGUUGAUUGUUGUUCUAGAAAGUGGUAAAAUAGCUGUGGAGUACAGACCCAGUGAAGACAUCAUAGAUGUCAGAUGCGAAGAAGAACUACACGGUUUAAUUCAAGUCCAUUGCUCUCCCUGGAAGCAGUAUGGCCAAGAGGAGGAAGAGUAUCUCUCGGAUUUCAGCUUGGAGGAGGAAGAGUUCAGGCUGCCAGAACUUGACUAGCAUUUCUGAAUAUCCCAAGGCGAGGUUGCCUAACUUCCUUGGGAAGCUCUGCCGUGCUGCUACCCAACCCCGCCCCACCACUGUAGGCUGCUGGAGUCCUGGGACCACCUAGGUCAGCCGCCCAAAUCUUUCCUGGUGAAGGGGAGGGAAAGGGUGUUCUGGUGGAGCGGGAAGGGAGGCUUGGGCGGGACUGUGGGAUAAGAUCGCCCUGGUGACGGGGAGCAAAUCUGGAAUGGAACUUAAUAAAGUUUGCCUAAAUAAA